Molecule: messenger RNA, 2134 nt
Organism: Oryzias melastigma (Indian medaka)
Lineage: Eukaryota; Metazoa; Chordata; Actinopteri; Beloniformes; Adrianichthyidae
Gene: lg4h1orf210
Product: linkage group 4 C1orf210 homolog
Exons: 4
Coding region: 530-979 (149 amino acids)
Source: RefSeq, a predicted model, not a curated record
CCUUCUAGGAAGUAGCAACAGAGAACACUCGAUCCAACCUUUGCUCAACAUUUCACCAUGACACGGGCAAAGCAAGAACUAGAAUGUUAAUUCUGAUGCAAUGUUUGCAGAUCGACAGAAAACAAAGUCUUAAAUAAAAGGGAUUUGUCAAAGAACAGAGCCUCAUUGGAUUGUGACAGCAGGACUGUGGGCAGUAUUUCGGGUUUAACAAUCCUCACAAGAAGGAUCCUGCCACUCAAUUCUGCCAUCUAGUGGAGCUUUCCGGAACAGCAAGCCUCAGACAGAGACUCCCCUCAUCCGGGGAAAUGCCUGCCCUGCAGCAUCUCUCCUUCACAUCUCAUUUCAGCUCUGCCCAUUAACCACAACACAAACCAGAUGGUGAGAAAAAUGAAAUCCAUCAAUCCAAAGCUGCCACGGAUCUUAUAGGAAGUGAGACACAUUCGGCAGAUAGUCUCACAAUUCAGGAAUUUAUGAAAAUCUUGAAGCAAUAGACGGGCCUCAUCUUUCUCACCUAAAAGAACAAAGCCAGAUGGCUUUACAAAGAAAUGCAACGGCUCCACCAACAACUACGCUUCUAAAUGUGACUACACUCGACCCGACGGGGAAAUCCAGCAGUCACAACUGGGAGUUCUUGGUGGCGGUUGUGGUCACAGCCAUCUCAAUCUCCAUUAUUAUCGCAAUUCUGGCCAAGUGUCAGGUGGUUCGGCAGUACCUGGCCAGCUACAGGCACAAGCGGCUAAGAGACGCAGACGUUAGCAGCCAAGCUGAGCCAUCAGAUUUUGAGGCUGGCUUUGACAUGCGAGGACGCUAUGGAAUGGACCGUAACUGUGUCCCGCCCAUAGCUGAGGAGGAUGAUGAUGGCUUCAUUGAAGACAACUACAUUCCCACCAAUGAGAGGGCCAGAGCUGAGAGAGCAGCAGAGAGCCUGGACACAGACACAGAGGAUGACAUGGACGAGAUAGAGUUCUCCAUUGCUUAGUCAAAGUGUUGAAGAACUCAGAACCUCUGAUUGAAAAGUUCUGGUUGAGCCGGAAACCAGGAGGAGACCUGACUUCCACUUGUUCUUCUAUGUGUCUUUAAUCGAAGUAAAACAUCUGAAGUACAGAAGCUAAAUAUGGUUUGAUUAAAAUAUUAUUAAAUAAUGCUGUUAAUCUGUGUGUGGGGGGUUUAAGGUGGACUUGAUUUUAAUUUUGUUUUGAGCAAGCUUGGAAAAAUCUCUCUCUUUUUUUUUUACCAGGUAGUUAGGUCCAUACAUUUCAAAAAUAAUUCGUUCACUUCAACACAAAAUCUGGUUAAAGUUUUUAAUCUAUGGGAUUUUAUUUAGUUUUUACCUCUAUUUAUUUUUAAAUUAUCUGUAUUUCUGACCCAACUGACUGAAAUCUGGUGCUUUUAUUUGCUUCAGUUCAACCUAAGCAUUUCUUUCCUUUUAACACAUUUUGAAACCAUGCAUGCAUUAAACAUCAAACCAUAAUAUUUCCACCACCAUGCUUCACUAUGACCAUUCGUUUCGUGAGUCUAUUUACAAUGGAUUGUGCAUGUUUCUGCAGCCAAAAUGUCUGAAUUGUACUUUUGUGAUGACUUUGACAUUGAGCAUGUCAAGUCAUAUAUUAACUCUAAAAAAAAAUAAAAUAAAUGACACUGUUUGGACUUAUUACCGUGUUUAAAAGAGAAAUUCCGUUUUGGCAAGUAUCUUGUUCAUAAAAGGAAAACACAGAUUUACUAAGCUAACAGGAAAACUUUUAGUAUCUUUUUAAUAAUAUCAAAAUAAGAACUUGCUCAGAUGUAUCAUGAAUGACUAAUCUUAAAACAGAAUGAUUUAGCCUAAUGUAAUAGAGCAAAUAGAAAUAUUUUUAUAGAUGGUUCAGCAUCUCACAAUUUAAACAGUAGCAGUAGCUAUAGAACAUUUAGAUAUCAGACGGUUAAUUAGGGAAAAAUAGGCCAUGUUUGCAUGUUCUAGGUUUUUUUUACAGUGUACAUAUAAAUGUCAGGCACUUAAAAUAACAUUGAAUGAUUGUUUUUCCUGUUUGCUAUUUUUUUUCUUUUCUAAUAUUUUGUAACUCUUGGUGACCUGGAAUGCUGCAUGAUUUCUAAUGUUGUUUUAUUGUCAAAUAAAAAAUAAAAAAAACUUCAAAAA